Messenger RNA from Trifolium pratense (red clover), 3443 nucleotides. Its product is annotated as LRR receptor-like serine/threonine-protein kinase RGI3. NCBI's taxonomy places the organism in Eukaryota, Viridiplantae, Streptophyta, Magnoliopsida, Fabales, Fabaceae. Gene Ontology annotation, biological process: protein phosphorylation. The coding region runs from base 380 to 3181 and encodes 933 amino acids. Gene Ontology annotation, molecular function: ATP binding; protein kinase activity; protein binding. The transcript has 2 exons. The record is from RefSeq and is a predicted model, not a curated record.
GUGAAAUGUUAACAUAACUUUAAGCUCCACUAUUUUUAUGUCUCACAAAGUCCACUAUUAAUGAAACACUAGACAUAAAAAUUGAAUUACAAUUUUUUCUUUUGACACAAAAAAUUGAAUUACAAUUAGAGUGCAAUUUUCACAAAAUUUCAACCAACCACUUGAGUGGUUAAGCAUGAAGAAUCACUAUAAAUACAAGACUUUACCUGAAUGAAAAAUCAGUAACCACCAUAACCAUAAUAAUGUCCUUAUCUUUGAACAAAACCUGUUACAUUAUGAAAAGAAUACAGAACCUAGUUCAUGUGUUCAUAGUUUCUUCUCUUUCUCUAUAAACCAAUUCAAAAACAUAUCAACCCUUUUUCUUCUCUAAGCAUAAACAAUGUCUACAAACUUGAAGAAUCUUUCACUUUUUCACAAAAUCUUUUCCCUCACUUUGCUGCUUUUUUCAAUAAACUUUCUGUUCUUUCCAUGUUGUAACUCUCUUGAUGAACAAGGCCAAACUCUUAUGGCAUGGAAAGACAGUUUAAACAUUACUUCAGAUGCUUUAGCAUCAUGGAAUCUUUCAAACCAAACACCAUGCAAUUGGUUUGGUGUAAAGUGCAAUUUACAAGGAGAGGUAGAAGAGAUAAAUUUGCAGUCAUUGAACUUACAAGGUUCAUCAUUGCCUUCAAAUUUUCAACCUCUCAAAUCCUUGAAGGUUCUUAUCUUCUCAUCAACUAACAUAACAGGAAGGAUUCCAAAACAAAUUGGAGAUUAUCAAGAGCUUGUUUUCAUUGAUCUCAGUGAAAAUUCUCUCUUUGGUGAAAUCCCAGAAGAAAUUUGCAGGCUAAGCAAACUUCAAAAUUUAGCUCUUCAUACAAACUCUCUUGAAGGAAACAUUCCAUUCAACAUAGGAAAUUUAUCAAGUCUUGUGAACUUGACACUCUUUGACAAUAAAUUCAGUGGCGAAAUUCCAAAGAGUAUUGGUUCCUUAAGUAAGCUUCAAGUAAUCAGAGCAGGAGGGAAUUCAAACCUCAAGGGUGAGCUGCCAUCAGAGAUCGGAAACUGCACCGACUUGGUCAUGUUAGGCCUCGCGGAAACCAGCAUUUCAGGUAGUAUUCCUUCUUCGAUAGGGAUGCUGAAAAAACUACAGACCAUAGCCAUUUACACAACUCAGUUGUCAGGCUCUAUUCCAGAAGAGAUAGGAAAUUGCAGUGAGUUGCAGAAUCUGUAUUUGUAUCAGAACUCAAUUUCUGGUCCAAUUCCACGUCAAAUUGGAGAGUUGAACAAACUUCAGAGUCUACUUUUAUGGCAAAACAAUAUGGUAGGGGCAAUACCAGAAGAGCUUGGAAACUGCAGAGAUCUCAGUGAGAUAGAUUUGUCAGAAAAUCUUCUCACAGGUAGCAUACCAGUCAGUUUUGGAAAGCUAUCAAAUCUGAAAGGACUUCAGCUGAGUGUUAAUCAACUGUCAGGUACUAUACCACCUGAAAUUUCAAACUGCAGUUCUUUGACUCAGCUUGAAGUUGACAACAAUGCUAUUUCUGGUGAGAUUCCUUCUGUUAUUGGCAACUUGAGAAGCUUGAAACUCUUCUAUGCAUGGAAGAACAAGGUAACAGGAAAAAUCCCAAAUAGUCUUUCAGAGUGCAAAGAUCUUCAGUCACUUGAUCUUUCAUACAAUAACUUAACUGGUUCAAUACCAAAACAACUAUUUGUGUUGAAAAAUCUCACUCAACUUAUGCUUCUUUCCAAUGAUUUGGAAGGAUUCAUACCAACUGAUAUCGGUAACUGCACAAGUCUCAAUAGGUUGAGGUUAAAUCAGAAUAGACUAGUUGGUAACAUUCCAUCUGAGAUUGCCAACUUGAAAAGUUUGAAUUUUUUGGACUUGAACAACAAUCAUCUUGUAGGGGAGAUUCCUCCAACAUUAUCAAGAUGCCAAAAUCUUGAGUUUAUUGAUCUCUCGCAUAACAAGCUCUCAGGGAAUUUAGAUGCUCUUUCUAGCCUUCAUAAUCUUGUUUCCUUAAAUGUUUCCUUCAAUGAAUUCUCUGGUGAAUUGCCUAACACAACAUUGUUUAGGAAACUCCCUCUCAGUGAUCUCACUGGAAAUAAAGGUCUUCAUAUUUCUGAAGGUGUUGUAACUCCAGCAAUCAGAACAAGAGCCAAAAGUCAUGUUAGAUUCGAUAUGGAGAUUAUAUUGUUAAUUCUCUUGAGCAUCAUUCUAGUACUAAUACUUCUCACAUUCUAUGUCCUGGUACGUGACCAUAUUGCUGAGGAAGCAUUCUGGAGAAAUUUCAAAGCAUCCAAUAUACCUUUGUAUCAGGGGAUGUUUGGAUUCUCUAUUGAUAAAGUUGUCAAGAAUUUCAAAGCAUCCAAUAUCAUUGACAUUACAAGCUCUGGAAUUUUGUACAAGAUAACAAUUCCAAAUGGCAAUAUACUGGCAGUUAAAAAGAUGUGGCCGGAUUCUGGAGCCUUAAGUUCAGAAAUUCAAAUAUUAAGUUCAAUGAAACAUAAGAAUAUCAUCAAGAUUCUUGGUUGGCGACCCUAUAAGAAUAGGAUGCUGCAGUUUUAUGAAUAUUUCCCUAGUCUGAGCUCAUUGCUUCAUGGUUCAGAAAAGGGAAAGUUAGAUUGGGAUACCAGGUUUGAAGUCAUCCUAGGCCUAGCUCAAGCACUUGCAUAUUUGCAUCAUGAUUGUGUGCCUUCUAUAUUCCAUGGAGAUGUCAAAGCAACAAGUCUCUUAUUAGGUCCUGGCUAUCAUCCUUACCUUGCCGACUUUGGCCUGGCAAGAAUUGCAAGUGAAAAAGACGAUGAUGCUAAAUCCAAUCCAGUUCAAAGACCUCGCUACACUGCGAGUUCACAUGGAUACACAGAUCCUGAGCUUGACUCAAUGCAGAAAAUCAAUGAGAAAACCGACGUGUACAGUUUCGGCGUGAUCCUACUUGAGGUGCUGACAGGAAGGCAACCAUUAGAUCCAACUCUGCCAGGAGGUGUACACUUGGUUCAAUGGGUUAAGAAUCACUUGUCUAGCAAAGGAAACCCAUUAGAAAUUCUUGACUCAAAGCUGAGAGAGAAGACUGAACUUACUUCUAUGCAUGAAAUACUACAAACUCUAGCUGUGUCAAUUUUAUGUGUCGGUGGAAAAGCUUGUGAACGUCCAACAAUGAAAGACGCCAUUGCAAUGCUCAACCAAUUUCGAUAUUUUGUUUAGAAUGUAUUAAAGGGAGUUUCGGUAGGGUAUGCUAAGAAUAUAUAGGUUUACGUGUAUCUUCUAACAGUUACUUUAAUUUCUCAGAUGGCUCAAUCUGUUGAGAGUAACUAUGCAAGUUGUAGAGAACUCAUGACUGUGAAUGAUGAAAUGGAAUGCAAGCUAGUGCAGCCAGAAUUUGUAGAGUUACUCAAAUGUAAUUUUAAAUAUAAAAUGCAAAUUUCAAAAAUCCAUUAUAAAUUGCACUGUAGAAUCUUUCACUCAA